UCCCAGCAGACGCUGAGCAAAAGUCCCAACUCUUAGCAUUCUGACAUUCGGCACAUCUCAUACCCACCCACAUCCUUCCACCCUACCCCAAAGAUGCUAAUAAAGUCAUUCUCCGUCCGCUCGCUAACCCGCAACCUCGCUGUCGGCAACGGGUCGCAGACCAAACUGCCCACGCUCCAGACAAUCGCCGUCACAUUCGGGAACGACGCAUGUCCCGCAAAGGGGGGGUUGAGUUCGCUCUACGUGAACGAGCUCCCCCGCCUGCACGCCGCCAACCCGCACAUCACAUUCACGACCGCCGAGGAGGAAGCUGAUCACUGCUCUAUAGAGCUCAUGUCCUCGGGCAAGGACCCCGUAACGCUGGAUUUGCGGCAGUGCACGUCGGCUGGGUCGAUGUAUAAGCGGAUCUUGGUGGAGGUUGGGGAGCCGGUGGCGUAGUAGGAGCAUACCGAGAGAUGUGGGCGCAGGGGAGGAUGGUAGAUGUAUAUAUAUAGGUGGGGUGUAAUUUAUGGAAUAGAAGAAUGAAAGUGAUUCUGAGG
Fimicolochytrium jonesii is the source of this 539-nucleotide messenger RNA. RefSeq lists its product as uncharacterized. The record is from RefSeq and is a predicted model, not a curated record. The transcript is spliced from 3 exons. NCBI's taxonomy places the organism in Eukaryota, Fungi, Chytridiomycota, Chytridiomycetes, Spizellomycetales, Powellomycetaceae. Bases 94 to 438 code for a protein of 114 amino acids.